UGUGCAGAGGCCACAGCUAGAAAGCGGAAGCCGUGCGCAGCACGUGGGGGCGCCGCCGGUCGGAGGUUUCGGCGUCUUCUCUUCUAGUGGGACGAGAGGCUGGCCUCCGCGACAGCGGAGGAGGGGCGGGGCUCGGGGCCCUGGAGGGUCGCUGCAAAGCAGGGAGACCGGCUGAGCGUCAUGGAGGGCUCAGGGAAGCAGCCAGGCCCACAGCCACCGCGCCCCGGGGACCACUGCAUCCGCGACGGCGACUUCGUGGUGUUGAAACGGGAAGAUGUGUUCAAAGCCGUGCAAGUCCAAAGGAGAAAAAAAGUAACUUUCGAAAAACAGUGGUUCUAUCUGGAUAACGUCAUUGGCCAUAGUUAUGGAACCACAUUUGAAGUGACCAAUGGAGGAAGUCUUCAGCCCAAGAAGAGGAAGGAGGCGCCUACUUCAGAGACCAAGGAAGCAGGCACUGAUAAUCGAAAUAUAAUUGAUGACGGGAAAUCUCAGAAACUUACUCAAGAUGACAUAAAAGCGUUAAAGGACAAGGGCAUUAAAGGAGAGGAAAUAGUUCAGCAGUUAAUUGAAAAUAGUACAACAUUCCGAGACAAGACAGAAUUUGCUCAAGAUAAAUACAUAAAAAAGAAGAAAAAGAAAUAUGAAGCCAUCAUUACUGUUGUGAAGCCAUCCACCCGCAUUCUUUCAAUUAUGUAUUAUGCAAGAGAACCUGGAAAAAUUAACCAUAUGAGAUAUGAUACACUAGCCCAGAUGUUGACAUUGGGAAAUAUCCGUGCUGGCAAUAAAAUGAUUGUAAUGGAAACGUGUGCAGGCUUGGUGCUGGGUGCAAUGAUGGAACGAAUGGGAGGUUUUGGCUCCAUUAUUCAGCUGUACCCUGGAGCUGGACCAGUUCGGGCAGCAACAGCAUGUUUUGGAUUUCCUAAAUCUUUCCUCAGUGGUCUUUAUGAAUUCCCCCUCAACAAAGUGGACAGUCUCCUAAAUGGCACAUUUUGUGCUGAGAUGUUAUCUUCAGAGCCAAGAGACAGUGCUUCGGCUGAAGAAUGUAAUGGCGCACUGGAGGAGAAACCGACUUCAGAACAAGAGAACGAAGACAGCAUGGCAGAGGUGCCGGAGAGUAAUCACCCAGAGGAACAAGAAACAAUGGACAUUGUCUUGCAAGACCCGGAAUAUAAGGAGCCUAAAGAGAGAGAAAGCAAAAAGGAUUAUAUUCAGGAAAAACAGAGGAGACAAGAAGAACAGAGGAAAAGACAUUUAGAGGCUGCUGCUCUGCUGAGUGAAAGAAAUGCAGAUGGUUUAAUUGUAGCUAGUCGUUUCCAUCCUACUCCAUUGCUACUGUCUUUGCUGGACUUCGUGGCCCCUUCAAGGCCAUUUGUGGUCUACUGUCAGUAUAAAGAGCCUCUGUUGGAAUGCUACACAAAACUUCGGGAAAGAGGAGGGGUCAUCAACCUCAGGCUGUCUGAAACCUGGCUGAGAAAUUACCAGGUUUUGCCAGAUCGAAGUCAUCCUAAACUACUGAUGAGCGGAGGUGGGGGAUACCUUCUCUCAGGCUUCACUGUUGCCACUGACAACUUUAAAGCAGACCCCAGUCUUAAAUCCAACAUGAGCACUCUGGAAGUACACAAGACUCAAGAGCCAGCAGCUAAAAAACGGAAAUGCCCAGGGUCUGACUCUUAACCUUUUGAAAAUUGCUUUAAGUUUUGUUCUCAGGCAUUUUACAGUUAGUAAUUAAACUUUAAAUUCCAUUACUAAUUGUUUUUUCAUAUCCUAAGAAUAAGAACAUGUCUAUAUACCUGCUCCUGGAAAGGACGAGUAAGCCUUUUGUCCACCACUGACACAGAUAGUCUGUCAAAACCUUGAACCAAAAUACCCAAGCCUGGGUUAUGCAGUGGACUGCUAUAUGGCUAAUUCUGUUUAUUUCACAAAAAUCCUGUAAGUACUUUUGGUACUCUGUGCAAAUAUCUUGAGAAUUUAAGAAUAUAUUUAUACAGAACUUGAUUUAUAUGUUAAACUAAGCAAAAUAACACCAUAGCUAAACCUUGGGUACUGAAAAGAAGGAAUCUGUGGAAGAAAUUUCUACUGUUCAUUCUGCUCUCUUCAGCCUAAGCAGUAUGGAUGUGUGCGUGUAUGAGAUUUACAGUACCAAAAAUGUCUACCCUGUUCCCUCAGACAGCAGAAUAAACUUUUCAAAAAUGCUAGAUUUUAUUAUUUUAAUGGUUGAUGACCUAGGAAAGUUAAUGCGUAUUUAUUUUACUGCCAUUUUUUGCUGAUAGAAAGGUGUAAUAGGGUACUUUUUUGCAUUAAUUUGCCAAUUCUUUCAUUCUUUGUUCCAAAUAAAGACUGGAGUUUUUGUGUACUAUUCAAUUAAAGGAAAGAGGAAGGGUUUUUUCCUUACCCAGAGACUUUUGGGUGGAUACACACAUAUAUGUAUGUAUAUGUAAAUGUAUAUAGGUGUUGGUACAUACUUAUAUGUAUACACACACAUACAUAUGGAGACAGAAUGCAAUGUGUAUAUGAACUAUGACAAAGUUUAGUGCAGGGCUUAGACCAGUUCUCAUUGCAUUAGUGUCACUCCUUGUCAAAUGUAUUUUAAAGUGCCUUUUUUGGUGAUGAUUAAUGCUGGUUUGUUGAGCUCUGGCAUGAUUAGGUGGUUAACUUUUCUAAGCUCUGGAAAAAUAUGAUCAAAUUAUUUGGACAUCUGCUGCAGCCAAGAAAAGUGUUUAGAGUAAGCCAAGGCUCUUACUCAUUUGAGAGUAUGAGUCUUCCUCACAAAACAUGCUCACCAUGUGUAUUGUUCACAUUAUUAUAGAAGAGAUGCACAUCAUCCAGUGAGGAGCAUCUAAGAAAAAUAAAACUUUUUUCUUAAUAGCAUGUACUAUUCUGAUAAUGGCCAGUGUGAUUACCAACAAGUACAGUUUGAUUCCUUUUUCAUAAAACAAUUGCUUUUAAAGAAUAAAAGUGUUUCCUACUACGAUAUGUCUGACUUAACAUUAAUAGUACCGUCAGUGACACCAUGUUGCUUGUAACACAUGGUCUGUGUCAGAAAACAUGCCCAGACUUGUGCCUCAUUGAACGUGUUCUUGCAAAGUGCUGCCUAUAUACAGCCAGUCAAGUUUGGACAAGGACAUAAUAUGUGCACAGCUGGAUUCCAUGGUGGCUGGUUUCCACUGGUCACUGUUGGUAAGACCAUUUACUUGGGACUCGGCCACUUUCCAUGUCCUACCCCAGUCCGUUCAGUCUGGGGGUCUGUACUGCAAUUCCUUGUGUGUGUGCCCAUGUAGCUGCCCUGGAGUUUAUGUGUGGACUCAUUUCACACACCAGCAGCUGUGUGAGCCGUAAACUGUGUCUUAUCCUUAAGCUGUGUUACUUUUUUGUCAUUCCUAUAAUUUACUUCACUUUUGAGGACUGCUGAUUUAAUUUAGUGGCUUGAAAUUUAGUGUGACCAUAAUCCCCCAGAGGGCUUAUUAAACACAUUGUUGGGCCCCCAUCCCCACGUUUCUGAUCCAGUAGGUCUAGGGUGGUACAGAAAAAUUGAGUUUCUAAUAAAUUCCCAGGUGAUCUUGGUGCUGAUAGCCCAGGAAACACAAGAAACACACCUGGGUAGACAUCAACAUAGUGAGCUAAAUACAUGAUGUUUUCACCUUGUUUUUAAAGUGGACAUCUACCUUUAGAACAGAUGAGUGGAUAAUUCUAUGACUUCUGGAUAUCCAGCCACCAAGAGAGUUAUGUGAACUGCACUUUAAUGAGUGGUAAUUAAAAGUUAAAGACAAAUCAUUUUGUCAUGUCCAUCUUGUUUCUCCAUUGGAUAUGGGUACUUGGAAGUAUGCAGUGGUGCCAAUUAGAGGAUUUUUUAGCUUAUUAUCAGUGUCAUACUAAAAUUGUAUGAUGCAAGUUUUUUUCUAGCUUUAUUGAAUUAUCGACAUAGCAUUGUUAAAGGCAUACAAUGUGUUGAUACAUUUAUAUGUUGCAAAAUUAUUACCACCAUAGCAUUGGUUAACAACUGUAUCCCAUCAUGUAAUUACCAUUUCUUAAGAGUAAAAAACAUUUAAUAUCUA
Manis javanica (Malayan pangolin) is the source of this 4052-nucleotide messenger RNA. RefSeq names its product tRNA methyltransferase 6 non-catalytic subunit (gene TRMT6). The record is from RefSeq and is a predicted model, not a curated record. Lineage: Eukaryota; Metazoa; Chordata; Mammalia; Pholidota; Manidae. Gene Ontology annotation, cellular component: nucleus; tRNA (m1A) methyltransferase complex. Gene Ontology annotation, biological process: tRNA methylation.